GUAUAAAAAACAUAACAAUUAUAAGUUGGGUUGUUAAUAAUUAGUGGCCGGUGAUAAAUGUUUGCUUUAUUUAAUCCAUAUUAUAUUGGGUUGAUUGUUAUGAGGGAAGAAGGAGAUGCUGUAAACGAGUCCACGAAAAAAAAACCUCCGAUGAACAAUAACCCCAUGUUUUGAGCGAUAAAAUCGUAAGGAACAGUGCCCAAUACUUGCACUUUUAAUAAAAUUGGUCAUAUCAGAUAUAGAGUAUAAAAAACAUAACAAUUAUAAGUUGGGUUGUUAAUAAUUAGUGGCCGGUGAUAAAUGUUUGCUUUAUUUAAUCCAUAUUAUAUUGGGUUGAUUGUUAUGAGGAAAGAAGGAGAUGCUGUAAACGAGUCCACGAAAAAAAAAACCUCCGAUGAACAAUAACCCCAUAUUUUGAGCGAUAAAAUCGUAAGGAACCGUGCCCAAUACUUGCACUUUUAAUUAAUUGAUUGAUUGAUUUUGGAAAGAAAACCUACCUUUAGGUAAACUGUAAACAAACCCAAGCUUGGUAAAAGACUUUCCCUAUAUGCUUCGAUUAUUGAAUUCUUGAACUAAUACGGAAUUCAACUUUGACCAACCAGCGUCUAUCAUGGGGGAAAUUAGAGCCCACCACAGGCCACAGCUACCUUUUUCCUCCGCGCGCGGGCGUCCAAAUUCUUCUUCGAUUCCCGCAACCAUGAACGAUCAAGAAAGAAGGCGAUCACCAUGUACGACGUCAACCACCAGAAUCCUUCUGCCUCACGCUGUGGUCUUUAUCUCUAUCUCGAACCCGCCCUGCGCGGUAAAAGUUAGGGAUGAUGGUGGUGGCACUGAAGGUGUUCGACGAAAGUCCUCAGAGGCAUGAUGCAUGGGGCCAGGAGACAAAACGGAGGCGUAUAUCUAGGUGGAUUCCCCGGUGUUUGAGCAAGUGGGUUCAAUCUAUAUCUCAAACUACAUGUCGAUGGCUUCACUGUUGUGCUGAUCCCCCCCUCUUUAUGAACGACCCAGACGGUAUUAAUUGAUCGUAGUCCAAGUAGGCAGGGGAGGAAAGUUCAGCAUUGCCAUUCAGUGAACGUCUCCAUUUUCAAGUGAGUACUGGGUACUGAGUAUAGGCGCUAUUCGAUCUAUAUUCAGAUGGUCUCUCUCUUCCCCUCUUUAGUUAUGCUUCAGCCUUAAUGACAUUUCACUGUUUUUGUCUGGGUAGUUGGGACGGACUGCAAGUGGCCUGGUCAAAAUUUAUCUAAUGCAUUCGCGAUGCUAGCUUAGGCUGACUGGGAGCUAUCAGCAGAACAUAGGUUGCUUGCCCAAAGUCGUUCCAAUACUUGGUGGGAGAACUUCCUGUUCUGUCAGUGCAAUUUGCAUGGAGCUGAUUUGGACUCGUUCAAACAACCUGCAAAUGACUUGAUGAGAGCCUGGGCUAACUCCUUACUUGUCUGCGAUUUAUUGCAUUUGGGGCUCACGUAUGAGUUUUGAACUUGCUACAAGGGCUACAAAAGGUAGCAGCAUUGUUACCCAUAUGUAUCCACCAUGUUCUGGUUUAAGAAGCGGCUAUGCUUUUAAAUACUAGGUCUUUUCAACAAUGGCUUCUCAGUCAAUCCACUGAUGUUAGGCGGGGAUUAUAAAUAACUUCUGUUACAGUAGAUGUUGCCAUAGGAGCACUUGACGAAUUCAAAACUGCUUGAAUCUUUCCAUUCCUCGUUAGCCAGACUGGGAAGGUUCAACUAACCUUGGGCUCCAUGCCAAUCAGUGAGCAGUCUCCAUUUUCAAGUGAGCAUAUCUAUCCCUUCUAAUUAUCUGCAUCCAGAACAUCUCUCUUACAUUCUUUAAUUCUGCUUCAUGACAUCUCAUCUGGUUAAUUUUGAAUAAAAUUGCAAUCUGUAUAGCCUUUACUUGAGACAUAUUAUUGAAGAUGAGUGCAACUAUUAACCUUGUUAUGGUAAAGUUUAUUCAUCCUCAGCUAAAGUAGGACAGAAUUGGCUCAGUCAGUGUGAAACAUAAAAGUAACAAUGGGUUUAGUUAGAGGUUAAUUAGAUCAGCAGACGGUCAGUUUACGUAUGAAGAUGUCGUUUACAUUUGAAGUUUUCUCGAUCUUUUAUCAUUUUUCCUGUUAACUAAUUUCAUUGGAAAAAAGCUUGUCAUUUGAUUGGAUUCUUUCCCUUUCACCGCCUGCAAUUUGCAUGAGGCUGAUACUGACAUGGGCGUUGAAUUUCAGGAAUCCAGUUGGAGUUCUUAAAAAGCAAAGCCGCUUCUUAACCAAAACAUUGGCAUUUCUCAGCAAUGUCUUCUCUGUCGAAACUCCACUGCACAUUCUCCUUCUUCCUCCUCCUAUUGCUGCCAUUCCCGGCCGACUCACAACCUACCAGCACCAACAUCUCACUCAGCUCCUUCCUCACCACAACAUCAAACGCCUCCUGGCUAUCCCCAUCUGGCGAUUUCGCCUUCGGGUUCCAACGAAUCAACAUCCAGGCCUUAUUCCUGCUUGCAAUAUGGUUCAACCGAAUCCCGGAGCAAACCAUCGUAUGGUCUGCAAACCGGAACAACCCUGUUCCAACCGGAUCCAGGGUUCAGCUCACCUCGGAUGGCCUAUUGGUUCUCACUGACCCAUCUGGAAGAUCUAUUUGGACUGCCAACUCUGUUAGAACUGGAGUUUCUCAUGCAUCCAUGCUCGAUACUGGAAACUUUGUGCUGGCAGAUAGCAACUCUUCCAAUUUAUGGGGCAGUUUUGAUCAGCCGACCGAUACAUUGUUACCCACCCAGACACUGAAUCAAGGUGGGGAACUGAUCUCCAAGUAUUCCAGGUCAAAUCACUCGAGCGGAAGGUUCAAGUUGAUCCUGCAUACUGAUGGCAACUUGAUGAUGUACACCACAGCAUAUCCUCAAGAAAAGGAAGUCUAUUCUUACUGGUCGACCGAGACUCUUCCUGAAGGCUACAGAGUGAUGUUCAACCAGUCUGGGUUAGUCUACUUGAUGGCAAAGAAUGAAACCGUGCUUAGCUACCCACUCGGUACAGAUGGAGAAUCAACGCAGGAUUUCUUCCAACGGGCGACCAUGGAUUACGAUGGUGUGUUCAGGAAAUACUUGUACCCCAAGAGUAAUACCUCUUCUGGGGGAAGCGGAUGGGCAAUGAAAUGGAACACACAAGCUAUCCAACCGCCAAAUAUAUGCACGAGCGUCAGAGGACUCUAUGGUGGCGGAGCCUGCGGGGUUAACAGUUACUGCCACAUGGAGAGUGGUCGAGAAGAGAAUGCUGCUAGUCCCAGCUGCAAGUGCCCUCCUAGGUAUGUGUUUAUGGAUCCCUCUGAUGAGAGCAAAGGCUGCAUGAAGAACUUUGCAUCUCACGACUGUCGUGCAGAAUCAAACGGAAGCGGUGAUGGUCAGUUUGAUAUCAUGGAGAUACCCAGUACAAACUGGCCGGAUUUUUUCUACGACCAGCUGGAAUCACAGACGGAAGGUAUGUGCCGACAGGCUUGUCUCAGUGAUUGCUUGUGCGACGUGGCGAUUUUCUUGGGUGGAUUUUGCUGGAAGAAGAGGAUGCCUCUAACCAAUGGGAGAAUGGAAGAAGGUGCAUCAGUCAAAGCCCUGAUCAAAGUAGGGAGAUCUAACUCUUCAUCAUUUGCGUAUCCAAGGAAGAAAGAUGAAUCAAGUCUGAAACUUACUGGAGGGCUGCUUAUAGGAAGUUCAGUCUUCCUUAAUCUGCUCUUACUGUCGACAACCCUACUUUUCUUUUCAUGGUGGAGGAGGAACAACAAACGAGGACAACUUCACCCAACUUCCUCUGUGAAUCUGCUGAGCUUUUCAUACAGCCAGCUAGAAUCAGCAACAGGAGGGUUCAAGGAGGUUCUGGGUCGUGGCGCUUCUGCAACAGUUUACAAAGGGAUUCUUCAGAACGUUGGAGAAACAGUUACCAUUGCAGUGAAAAAGAUGGACAAGUUGUGGGGUGUAGAGGAAGGGGAAGACGAUAAUCGAGAAUUCACCACGGAAGUCAAAGUCAUAGCCGGAACGAACCAUAAGAAUCUAGUGAAACUCGUGGGAGUCUGCAGCGAAGGCAAAAACCACCUUCUGGUUUAUGAGUACAUGAGCAAUGGCUCCUUAGCCAGCUUGCUGUUCAAAGCAGAUCCGAGGCCUAAUUGGUACACAAGGACCCAAAUUGCCAUCUCAGUCGCCAGAGGCCUGGUCUACCUCCAUGAAAAAUGCAGCACCCAGAUCAUCCACUGCGACAUCAAGCCACAGAACAUUCUCCUAGAUGAGUCUUUGACUGCUAAAAUCUCGGACUUCGGGCUGGCCAAGCUUCUGAAGGUGGAGCAGACCCGGACCAUGACUGCUAUUCGUGGGACCAAAGGCUAUGUGGCUCCUGAAUGGUUCAGGAACAUGGCAAUCACCACAAAGGUUGAUGUUUACAGCUUUGGGGUCGUGUUGCUGGAGCUCGUCUGUUGCAGGAGGGGGUUUGAGAUGGAGGGUUAUGAGGAAGAGGAGAUGGUGCUUGUGGAUUGGGCUCAGGAGUGUUAUGGUGCGAGGAUGGUGAGAAGGUUGGUGGAGAAAGAUGAAGAGGCAAUAAAAGAUUUGGUGAAAGUGGAGAGGUUUGUGAAGAUUGGGCUGUGGUGUGUUCAGGAGGAUCCGUGUUUGAGACCUGAGAUGAAGAAAGUGGUUCAUAUGUUAGAAGGGGCUGUCGAGAGUAGGCAGGGAAAAGGAAGGCUCAGGAAUGCGAGGUCUCCAUGGUAAUCAAUGAGCAGUCUCCGUUCUCAAGUGAGCAUCGCUAUUCCGUCUACAUUCAGAAGGUCUCUCUCUUGCCCAUUUAACUGUUCUUUUGUCUCUGAUCAUUUGAAUUUGAAUUUGCUAAAAGAAGCCUUGACCUGCGAUGAUCUUUCUUUAUGUGCUGAAGUAUUUUUUUUUUUUUUUUCCUUUGAGAGUUAUGUUUGGCAGGGAUUAUAAAUAAUUUCUGUUACAGUCGAUGUUGCCAUGUUGGUAUCGAAUUUGGAGCUCAUUUUGACGAAUUCAAAACUAAUUGAAUCUUCCCAUUCCUCGUUGGCGGGGGAUACUUCUCAUAGCAGCAUGCAACUGCAAGUGGGUUCAAUCAAAUAUAUAUCCCAAAUGGGAUGUUGAUGGCUUCACUAUUUCACUAAACCAAUGGUUGAUCGAGUAGGCUGCCAGAUAGGGAAGGUUCAACGAAUCUUGGGCUCCAUGCCAAUCAGUGAGCAGUCUCCAUUUUCAAGUGAGCAUAUCUAUCCCUUCUAAUUAUCUGCAUCCAGAACAUCUCUCUUGCAUUCUUUAAUUCUGCUUCAUGACAUCUCAUCUGGUUAAAUUUUGAAUAAAAUUGCAAUCUGUAUAGCCUUGACUUGGGGCAUAUUAUUCCUACCCAUGAGCUAAGUUGGGCAGAAUUGGCUUAGCCAAUGUGAGACAUAAAAGUAACCCAUUCACCCCGAAUGGCACUAGCUAAUCAGUUUGAAUGGAUAAUAACAUUCAUACAAGGUUCAAGAAGGCGUUCGGCGCUAGUCAGUGUGAACACAUGCAUUUAUUAUACGCUAUGAUAGACUUGCCUUUCCCAUUUAUACUCUGUGGAAAACAGUUCGAGAUGGCUGGAUACCAAUCGAGUUAAAUUGAUUUGCAGGGUACCUGCAUCUAGCUGGCUGGCUACCAUGGAGGAGAGUGCAUCCCGAGAAGAAGACACUUCGAGUUACAGCCUCGAAUAUAAGGAGAGGAGCACCUUACCAGCAUCCACGAGCUGACGGAUGCGAUGCUCAGAACGUGGACAGCAGAACAACUCCGGCAAGCAUCGGGUCUCCCCGGAAACUGAGGUUCAAUGGUGCAUCAAGAGGCUAGCUCCUGGAACUGGGGGAAAUGGUGGUGGUGGGGACGAUUUAUUAUUUGCUCCCCAAGUCCUAGUAAUACUAAGAAAUAUUCUACACCAAAAAUUGUGUGUGGCUAAGUUAGUAAAAGGUAAUACACUGGAAAGUUUUGCAAAAACUAACUUUAAGUUUGAUAAUAUGGUUUGUAGCUAGGAGAGUUUGGCGGUUGUGGUUACUAGCGUGCAAGGUUUUGGUCCGCAUUGGAUUGCACCAUAUCACAUCUGACAUUUGUAUCCGACAAUAUCUCAUAAUUAGUUAAACAAUUUAGGUAAUUUAUUAUGAUUCUUAAUCUUGAUGAGUCGACAGACUUAUUAGAUAUAGCAAUAGAUCGACUGAUUGAGUAAUUUGAUUCAAUUGUCAUGAUACAUAUGGGUAUUAGGUCAUAUCCAAACGAACUUGUAUACUCAAUUACUUAUCUUGGCCAUUUGGGGGAAAAAAACAUUAUACUAAUGUUGUUUCGAUUGUCAUUCUAACAUUUUUUUUUCUUUGUCAGGAAAAAACAGAGUGCUUAAAGGAUGCCACAAUCUUGAUGUACUAAUGAUCAAAGUUAAGAGACCACUAAUCUUAUUGGCAACUAUUUCCAACUGGCAGGCUUUGGUUGACUGUCCAUCACUAACUGGAGGGAAGUUCUGGAACAAUAGCAUUCUUGUCCUGCCCAAUAAAAAGCCCAUAAAUCAACCAACCUCUUUACUUUUGCUCCAGAAACACUUUGGUCCCCUCACCUAGUAUGCUAAUUCCUUACUAACUCCCCAAGUUCUCAAUUUUGUUGUUUCUUGUGGCUAAAACUCCCAAUCUUUACUUCUUCUUUUUUUUUAAACUCCCAAUCUUAUAUUUUCUUUGGAUGGUCUUGCAGCUUUCUUCUUUUUUUUUAAAUGAAUAUAGAGGAAAAUUUCUUAGUCAACUAUUUCGCACAUAAAAGUUUUUUGUUCCUCUAUUUUUAUACUAUAUUCCUCGUGUUUUAAUUGCUCUAUGUUCAGGAAUAAUCGACUUUUUCCAUUUUUUUAUGAUCUAGAGAAUAGACGUUUCUAGUUGCA
This is a messenger RNA of Linum trigynum, 6877 nucleotides long. Lineage: Eukaryota; Viridiplantae; Streptophyta; Magnoliopsida; Malpighiales; Linaceae. The record is from the annotation of a GenBank genome assembly.